AUGGACACGGACGGAGGAAGUUCUGCCGCCGCUAGCGGCGGCGGGGGCUACUUUGAAACGAUGGGGGGCGGGGCGGGCGACACCGGCGGCGACAUCCUGGACCAGGGAGCGGGGAUUUCCUUGACCGCCGGGAGCGGCGGCAGCGGUUACGGGAGCACCGGUACGAGUGUAGUGUGGAGCACUGCCAAAGAAGACCAGGCCAGGGUUCCCAGCUUUACCGACCUUUCUCUGGCGGAAGAAUCCACGCGCGCGAUCUCGUCGGCGGGCGGCCUCGAGCCCAUUGCUUCUGCCGCUUCUGCUGCUUUGAUUGACCCGUCGCCGGGCCCUGCGGAUGCUUCCGCCCGGGUGGUCUCUGCCGGUGCCGCUGGCGGAGGCAAAUGGCUGCGCGACGGCGAGUUAUCGGCGGUUUCUCCGAGCAUUGGAAGGACGGCGGCGUCACCUGGAGGGGCCGCUGCCGCCCGCGCUGCCACUUCCCCUGCAGUCCCUGAGGGUGUGUCGGGCGAGACAAGAGGCGGGGGCGGGGGCGGCGGGCGUUCGAGUCCGCUGCACUCGAGGUUCUGUGGCAAGAGAAGCGUGAUAACCGCCGACUCCAAGACCAACGAGAUCUUCGCCCACCCGCUCGCGACCGAGGGGGCGGGAAGCGUAUUCCCCGUGGACCUGCCGAUGAACAGAAGCACGGAUACCCGUUACGGCCUCUGCCCGGCCACCUCUCUAGUACCAACCCGUCCAUCGGUAAGGCGAGGAUGGGAAUUUACCGCUCUGUCCCUUGUUGUACCCGGUGUUCUGUCGUGUUACCUACCUUUGGGUCUGGCGGCGGCGGCGGCGGCGACGCCGUGGUGGUGCUGCUGCAGACGGAUAUUUGAGAUCGGGUUCAUCAAACAGUUCGACAGGCUGGCCAUCAACCCCAACGUCGGGGAGUUCUGGAUGCUGAUCGACGCCCACUGGGUUUCUCGGUGGGUGGCGUUCGUGCUAGGACAGGCGGGCCCGCCUGGUCCCAUCUCCAACGACAGGCUCUACAGGGAAGACGCGUUUGCGCCCACGGCGGCGGCGGCGGCGGCGCCUCAAUCCGUGGCCUACGACGUCGCCUUUCGACGGGAGGCCCCAGGUCCGAUCAGAGUUGGGCCAACGCUGUCGAAGACCAAGUUCAAGGCGGACCUGCAGGCCAUCAGCGACUACAGGGCGAUUCACCCGGUGGUGUGGUACAUCUUUCGCGAAAUCUACACCACCGAUGGAACCCCGGACAUCUGCAGGUGGAAGCUGGACUUGUACGCCGAAGAGGUGUCGGCAAUGAGGAGGGCUAGAAUUCUGGAGCCGAACCACAUCAAGGCGAUAUAUCAGCUCCGCAGGUUCGUCGCGAGGAUCAAGCAUAUUGUAGCCCAGGAGAAGGAGAUGAAAGAGAGGCAGGCGUCGCACGAAAGGGAGAUCAUCGAAGAACGACAACGAUUAAGGUCCGACUACAGGCAUCACCAAGCCUGGCGCUCGUCGAAAGGAUUCGACAUCCGCCACAAACACGACACUCCAGGCACAGACAUCUAA
Molecule: messenger RNA, 1536 nt
Organism: Ectocarpus siliculosus
Lineage: Eukaryota; Phaeophyceae; Ectocarpales; Ectocarpaceae
Source: the annotation of a GenBank genome assembly